Centrocercus urophasianus (Greater sage-grouse) is the source of this 6037-nucleotide messenger RNA. RefSeq names its product zinc finger CCHC-type containing 24 (gene ZCCHC24). Lineage: Eukaryota; Metazoa; Chordata; Aves; Galliformes; Phasianidae. Gene Ontology annotation, molecular function: zinc ion binding; nucleic acid binding. The coding region runs from base 42 to 761 and encodes 239 amino acids. The record is from RefSeq and is a predicted model, not a curated record. The transcript is spliced from 4 exons.
CGGGAGCGGCAGCUCGGAGGCGGCCGCCGCUCGGGGGAAAGAUGAGCUUGUUGUCAGCCAUCGACACCAGCGCCGCGUCCGUGUACCAGCCCGCCCAGCUCCUCAACUGGGUCUAUCUCUCGCUGCAAGACACGCACCAGGCCAGCGCCUUCGAUGCCUUCCGCCCCGAGCCCUCCUCCUCGCAGCACCCCGACCUCGGCUACACCAAGAGUCCCCCGGAGCUGGGCUCCUCGCUCAGCUCCAGCUAUCUCAACAGCUUCUUCCAGCUCCAGCGCAGCGAGGCUCUGAGCAGCAGUCUGUAUAAGAGUGCAUCUCCUUAUGGCUCUCUUAACAACAUAGUGGAUGGGUUAAGCUCCCUUACUGAGCAUUUUUCUGACCUAUCCCUUUCUUCAGAAGCCAGAAAACCCAGCAAGAGGCCACCUCCCAACUACCUGUGCCACCUCUGCUUUAACAAGGGACACUACAUCAAAGACUGCCCACAGGCUCGUCCCAAGGGAGAAGGCCUGACCCCAUACCAGGGCAAGAAACGCUGCUUCGGUGAAUAUAAGUGCCCCAAAUGCAAGAGAAAAUGGAUGAGCGGAAACUCCUGGGCUAACAUGGGACAAGAGUGCAUCAAGUGCCACAUCAACGUUUAUCCUCACAAACAGAGACCCCUGGAAAAGCCGGAUGGCCUGGACGUUUCAGACCAGAGCAAAGAACAUCCCCAGCACCUGUGUGAGAAGUGCAAAGUUUUGGGCUACUACUGCCGCCGUGUGCAAUAAACCUUCCAAGUGGCCUCUUCCCGUCCCCCUCAUCCUUAAAGAUCCUCUGACAGCACACGAUCAAGAGCAACACAACACAUCAAGAUAAAAGCUAAAAUAAUUGCCAAUAUUGCCUAUCUAUAACCUAACAGUAUGCCUUACCUUUAACGGAAUGUAACAUUUCUCCUGUGUAUGCACACACAUGCAACAGGUAUUUACAGGACUAUGGUGAAUUUGUAUACAUACAUAUAUAUGUAAGCUUACAUAUAUAUAUGUACACACGUAUAAGCAUUACUGAUAGUGUUCACAACAGAACCACAGUUGCAGGUUCUGCUGAUUGUUUACACAGACCCUAUAUCAUGGUCAGGUGAAAUGAAGUACUAUUCUUUAGGCAAGAUAUAAUAUUCACAAGGACUAUAUGUGAUAAAUGGGUUUUGCAGAGGUGAAAUAACUGUGGGGCCACUAAUUAAAAGCACUCACCCACGACAGGAAUAUUAUUCCUAUUAUAUGACAAGACAAAAGGAGAUUAAACAAGCCACAGCAUAAAAGAAGGAAAAUAAUUGUUUUCCCAGUUUUUGAAAGUCUGAGAGUUUUGUGUUGCUGCUUUCUUGGACUUUUCUAUUUGUUAGUGUCACUCAGGCAGGGCUUAGGCAAAAUCAUUUUUUGCAAUUUUGAGGCAAAAAAAAGUGAAUAAUUGUUUGAGGGUGUGGUUGUACAGAAAGGGAAUGCCAUAAUGGGACCCAUAGCAUCGGGAAGGAUUCCAAGAGGUUUUUGGAGGAGAUAAAAUUGGCUUGGUUGUGUGACUAACAGAUCUUUCUCUUGUCAUAUAAUUCUGCUACAAGAGGUUUUGCAUGUGUAUGCGCUAUUCAUUAGGCUGCAAGCACACUAAAUUUACUGUGAAUAAAGGGGGAUAAGAAUGCUUAAAAUUGUCCUCCAAAUCCAUAAUUGAACAAUUAGCCAAACUUACUAUUUAUAAUAGUUUUAAAGCCACUUUCUGGAAAUAUUUUUUAUGUCCUGUUUUCUACUGUACAAAUUUGUUACAAUGUAAAACUUUUUAGCCAUAAGGUGUUAUGAGGUAUGAAGAACACUCUUUAUAAUAUUCCCACUUUCCUGUCUUCCUGAAACACCUAUUUACCUUAGGAGAAAUGUAGGAGUUAUAUUUGGUUGUCCCAUUUCAGGUGGAACUUUGGGCAGGGUGAUCCUGUUGCAAAGUAGUAUCUCAUCAGGGAUGAGCUGAAAGUACCUCGAGACAGUAUCCUGUUUAUAUGUCUGUAUAAGAAUACAUGGGCAUAAGGACAAAACAAGCAAUUCACUGAGAAAACUUACAGGGAUAAUGGUUUGUGUGGUUUUAGGUUUGGGUUUUGUUUGUUUUUUUUUUAAAAAAAAAACAAAAAACAUUUCUAUUUUUGUGAGGUUUCCUUUAGAGAUUGAUUUGUGUGAAUACUUAGUGGAAAUAUUUAAAAUCCUACAUAACUUGAUGUGAAUUAAAUCUGUUUUGAGGAUUAAUUCCACAGUACUAAUACAGAGAGGGUUUUGUGCCAAGUAAUACCAAAACAUAACCAAUAAGUACAGUCAAGCUCUUGUAAAGCGAACUGAAAACUCAGUGAGCAUUCCUGUAGGAAAUGUGAAGGUCUUUAGAAUUUGUUCUAAGGUGAAACUUCGACCAUUUCUCUGCUUUGUUCUAAACAGGGCAGAAUAGUUUCUGCUUAUUCUGGUGGUAGGGUAAUAUACAUAUCUCACAAACUGCAUUAUUUAUGUGUAGCCCAAGUGACACAGCCCACUGGUCAGUCUGAUGAAAAAGCCUUGGGAUUUGUUGAUUCUGACCAUGACUCCUGCAUUAGCUCCCUGGCUGUGGGCAAGUCACGAGAUCCUUCUUGGACUUCAGUUCCCCCAGCUGCAAAAGGGGGGUAAUCGUACUUCAGUGCACCUACCUCACAGCAGUGUUGUGAGGCAUACUCAGUAUCUAUUAGCGUUUUGACAUCACUGGAUGAAAAAUGCUAUGUAAUUCUAAAAUCUUAAAGAAAAUUAAUCACUUUGAAACUAGUUUUGCCAAGAUGGUAGUUCUAUAAACUAGAGUAGCUGAAGAAUAAUAUUAUUGAAUGUUAACACUAAUAAGAGAUCUCAGUUACGUCAGUCAAGAUAUACAGUUUCAGCUUUUUCAAAUAAAAAUGCAUUCUUUUGCACAGAUUCAGAAAAAAAAUACCUUAGAGAAAAACAAAGAUACUAACUUGCCUAUAAGAGAAUAAAAUACACAGGUGAUUUUGAGGGUGGAUUUUAAAGCUUGUUAAUCUUGAUAAUUAGUUUCCAGCAUGCAUGCUUUUACUGAAAGAAUAACACAUUAAAUCCAAUUAUUAUUUUUUUUUUUUCCUUUUUGAGCGCUUAACAGAACAUGAACAGAAAUAUCCUUGGUGUUUCAUAUCCAACUAAAGGACAAGUAGAUGAACACCAUCAGGAGAAAAUCAGAGAAUUAUUUUUCUCCGUAACGUUGCUGCCAAGCAUUUUGUUUUUAAAUAAUUCCUGCUUUUUAUAACCACUAAAUCAGUAGAAUAGCACAUCCCAUGGUAUAGCUACAUCAACAUAGAGCAUACCAGCAGAUACUGAACAAAGGCCAAUUGCCAAUGCCAUUAUAUGCAAUCAUCGCUAUUCUCAUGACAGUGUUCUCUUAAAAACUGUUUAUCCAGAUUCAGUGUUUCAUGGUGGUGCUUUUAGGUUUUAUUUUAAAAUAAACUUCCUAAAAAUAUAUGUGAUCAACUUCAACAUACUUAACAACUCUCCAUGUAGAGUAACAGUUCCUAAAAGUAGAGUUAAAAGAGUUCCAUAUUUAUAUCACAUUUUUCCAGGUAGAAGACAAAGUAUGUAAGAAAUAUUAAGCAUAUCUAAAAUAUCUAGGAGGAAAAUCUAUUUUCCCCUGCACUUGUGCUGGGGAAGAACAGAUUAAAAAAAUGUGGGGAGAAGCUAGAAGCCAGACACUGCCCUACUUUGUCCUGCCGAACUUGGACUGCAGCCCCCUGGGGCUGGAAGCAGCGUGCUGAUCUCACUGUCUCUGCUGGAGCUGAGAGGCAAGGGGUGGGACAGGAGAGCACUGGGAACCCAGACAGGAUGUCCUUGUCCUUGUGUCUGCGGGGCUCAACUCAAACUUCCCCUAGAAUGCAAGGCAACCCUGUUUUCUUUCCUGCUCAGGGCCUCUCUCUAGCAAGCUGGUGGCUGAGGAAGCAUGAAUGAGGUUCCUCCAUCCCUUCUGCCAAGGUUUGCUCAUAGGAGCAUCUGCUCCAUGCUUUUCUGUAUGCUUGGUGUCUUGCUGGAAGAACACGCAGCUCUAAGAACCAGACAAUAUCUUGUGGUCAUUGGCACAGAAAGAAAACUUCUUAAUAUCAAUUUCACAUCAAAAAAAAUAGAAAACAAAUUGCCUAUAAUUUUAUCUUUUUUUAAAUUUAAAAAAAAAAAAAAGGUGAUUUACCCAUAGGCUAAACUCCUUCCAAACUGAAAAAAUACAACCCUAGAAGUCAUACUUUGAGUGGGAAGAGGAUGAGUUUAUUUACCACUUGUAUUUUUAGGAAUACUUUUUUGAUGUUCUCUUUAAAUAGCUCUACAUUUAGACCAUUAGCUAGUAUUCCUCAAAGGGAUUUUUAAGCAGCUAUCAGAAACAAAGCUGUUCCAGUAAAGAAAUUUAAAUCAGUGCAGGUCUCCCUAAAUAGAGUAUUCUCAGGGACGUACCUGAAAUAAAUUUCUCUCUCUGCCUUUAUCUGUCAAGCCCAGUUUUAAACCUCAUCAAAUGCUUGCUAUUAUCUGCCCACCUACAGAUCCAUAGGUCCAUCCAGCAUGCAGCAGUUUUUUGGGGAUGAUUUUCUUACAUUUUCCUCCUCCUUCAGAUUUUUUUUGGUUCAUUUGUUUCUUGAAAAAUAUAUCUCAUAUUAUUUCUUUAGUUGGUCUGAACAUUUCACAUGAAGUUUUUCUUUGGCAUUGGCCCUGCACUGGAGAAAAUUAUUGGGAAUCCAAAAUAAGUAGCAUAGGCUUUAGCUGUUUUAACUUGAUGCAGCUCCUUUGAAGUUGUUACAAAUAUUUCCUUUCAUGACAAUGAAAGAAAUCCCUGUAGCUUAAAGGAUGGCCCCCUUUUAGCCAGUUUCUAUUGCUGCUAUGGCUGGCAUAAAAUGAUGCCACACAAGAAAAAAUUGAGGCCUUCCUGUUGCCUCUUAGUUUCAAAUAAAUACACAAGAGUAUAUAUUAUUUCUGAAAAUAAGUGUAUUUUAAAUUCCCCAUUAUAUGGGACACAAUUUGUAAACUAAAAAUGUGAAUUCACAGCUGUCUGAAAGAAGCCUUUUAUUAAGAAGUGCUCUCUAUAUUUUACCUUUUGUAUAACGUGACAUUUAGAUUAAACAUGGGUUGCAUACCUGACAAGAUCUAGCCGUUAUUUCCCAAAUAAAACUACUUUUAAAAUAGUAAGAAGCUUUUGGAAAUGUCAGCAUUCAUAGAUUAGUUCUCUAUGUCCUGCAGUCAAAUGGAAUACCAUUUUUUUCUCUAGUGUGGAUGCUAAGAGUUAUCCACUGAAUCGAUUGCAAUGAUUUCAAAAACACAUGUUUAUGAUUUAAGUGAAGUGACGUACACUUUCCAUUUGCCUUUGCCAACGUUUCAAAAUGUGAUGGAACUAUCCCCACACAAAAUCAUCCUCUAAGAUAUCACUCUGCUCCAGAUCAGGCUUCAUCACAUCUCCUUCCUAUCCGCAAAACCACUGCUGUCCAUUAAUGUUGCUAUUUUGCUGAAGUGCUCAGAGGGCUGGUCAAGAUCUUAGACAUAGGGAUGAUGGUUUGUGUUUCUAGGAUGAAUUUCAAAGGGACAAUCGUGUGCAGUUACUAGCUAUAGAUGAUUGAUAUAAAUGUUUACCCUGUAUGAAGUAUUUUACAGUUUUACUUGCAGAUGUGUAUUUAUCUUGAGUUAUACUUGACAUAGAGUUUCUUUCAAUUUUUUUUUUAAUACUAUGUGUGUAUUUUGGAAACCUUUCUAGAUGUUAAAAUUUUUGAAUGGUUACAAAUAUUUCUUGUAAUACUGAAUCGUUAUCUUAUCUGGAAACUCUUUGCAGUAACUUUUUUGUAUAUAUUUGAGGGCCUUUUUAGUAAAAAUAUUGUUUGUUCUUUGGGAAAAAGUUUUUACAACUUGGAAGCUUUCAGAAGGGCCUUCCUCUCAACUAGGAUACUAACAGAGGUAAAAGUCUUCUUAAGUAUUUUGCAGAACUAGGGAUGUAUCCUCAAGAAAAUAUUUAUGGAAGUAAUUUACUUUUUUUUUUUUUUUUUUUUUUUUUUUUU